Molecule: messenger RNA, 3996 nt
Organism: Nerophis lumbriciformis (worm pipefish)
Lineage: Eukaryota; Metazoa; Chordata; Actinopteri; Syngnathiformes; Syngnathidae
Gene: ano1a
Product: anoctamin 1, calcium activated chloride channel a
Biological process (GO): chloride transmembrane transport
Cellular component (GO): plasma membrane
Molecular function (GO): intracellularly calcium-gated chloride channel activity; protein dimerization activity
Source: RefSeq, a predicted model, not a curated record
UCAUUUGUAGAUGCUCGCCAUAUUGCUCCUAUAGUCGGUCAUUUUAACACAGAAUGUGUUUUAUGUUGUAUAUUCGGAGAUAAAAAACCCUCUUUAAGGUAUGUUUUCUGAACUUUAGAUCGAAAUGUUGUCUUUUGCCUUGCAAAGGAAUUCAUGACAAAAAAUAAUCAGCAUGUAGUCGUGCGUAUCCACGCAACAGCGCCGCAGAGAAAUACAUGUGUUUUUUUACACGGAGAUGUUUAGUUUCGCGAUGCAGUGUCAAGACGAAGCCGUGGACACAUACAAACACCGAAACACAAUCGAUGACUCUGGAGCUCCCACACUUAACGUCAAGCUGGACGAACUCAACAUUAUGAGAAGGAGCGACAACUAUUGGCCAGUUCCUGGCGAGGAGAAGACCCCGGAUUCAAAUAACCCCAAGACCCUGAAUGACAGUUCAAUAGAAAUGAAAAAUCUUGAAGCUGGAGAUGGAGCACCCCCGUGUCUUGCGUUAGGCCCAUAUUUUGCUGAUGGCAAGCGGCGAGUAGACUAUGUGCUUGCCUAUCACAUUCAGAAACCCAACAGUAUUCGGCACAAGGCUCCCAAGUUUGCAGACGGCAACUUCAUUCGCCGUCUCCGCCGCAGUCUCAGCUCGAGAAGCAGCCGUGCACCUCUGCAGCCAAAAGAAGACCCAGAGAUUGCUGCCCAAAAACAACAGACCAAUUAUCAUCAAGAUGACCAGCGGUUCCGGCGGGAAGAGUUUGAAGAUAACCUCCAAGAGAAUGGGCUGGAGUUGGAAAAAGACGAGAAGAGCAAGAUUCCUGGAAUUGGUUUUUUGAAAAUCCAUGCCCCAUGGAAUGUUCUGUGCCGGGAGGCUGAGUUCAUGAAGCUUAAGAUGCCGACAACCAAGGUUUUUGACGUCAAACAAGGAGAUAAUAUUGUGGAAAGGAUCCGACUGUUCAUUCACAAAGUCACCGCACCUUUGCACCCAAAAGUGGAUAACCUUCAGACACCAAGUGUAAAAUCUCUCAGUCACCCUUUCUCCAGAGAGAAGGAGCACCUAUUUGAUCUGUCAGACAGAGACACGUUUUUUGACAGCAAGACCAGGAGCACAUUGGCAUAUGAAGUGCUCAAAAGGACAAGAUGCACAAAGGCGACAUACUCAAUGGGGAUUACCAGUCUGCUUGCCAAUGGUGUUUAUACAUCUGCUUAUCCUCCUCAUGAUGGGGACAUUGAGGGAGUGAAUGCUGAACCAAAUGACAGAAAGAUAUUGUAUGAGCAGUGGGCCAGCUACAGUGUCUUCUACAAGUAUCAACCAAUUGGAUUGAUUAGGAAGUAUUUCGGAGAGAAGGUUGGAUUGUACUUUGCCUGGCUGGGAGUCUACACACAGAUGUUAAUCCCUGCAGCCAUUGUUGGAGUUAUCGUCUUCCUCUAUGGCUGUGCCACAGUCGAUGAUAACAUACCAAGCAUGGAGAUUUGCGAUCCAAGGAACAACAUCACCAUGUGCCCGCUGUGCGAUAGCGCUUGCAGCUAUUGGAAGCUAGUGACAGCAUGUGGUACUGCCCGAGCCAGCCACCUCUUUGACAACCCAGCAACUGUCUUUUUCUCCGUUUUCAUGGCCCUGUGGGCGGUUCUCUUCAUGGAGCACUGGAAGAGACGACAGAUGCGACUCAACUAUGUUUGGGAUCUGACUGGUUUUGGAGAGGAAGACGAGGAGGAACACAAGGACCAUAACCGAGCAGAAUACGAGUUCCGCGUCAUGCAAAAGGCAAUGAAACAAGAAAAUUCAACAUCUAAGGGUGAGAAGGUGAAGCUGACAUGUACAGACAGACUGCCAGCAUACUUGACAACCGUGGCCAUGAUGAUUUUCUUGAUCUCCGUGACAUUUGUUAUUGUCUUCGGGGUUAUCCUGUACCGGAUCAGCAUUAAGACAGCUUUGCACAUUAGCACCUACCCUGCAGCACGAUACCAUGUGCGGGCCACUGUCAAGACCACAGCUGCCAUCAUCAACCUCAUCAUCAUCAUCAUCUUAGAUGAAAUCUAUGGUAAAAUUGCUCGCUGGCUCACCAUACUUGAGGUUCCAAAAACAGACAAAAGCUUUGAAGAGAGGCUUAUCUGCAAGACUUUUAUUUUGAAAUUUGUCAAUGCCUUCACGCCAAUUGUUUAUUUGGCUUUUUUUAGGGGAAGGCAUGUUGGGCGGCCAGGAAAGUACCUGUAUGUUGUAGGAUCAUACAGAAUGGAAGAGUGUGCUCACGCAGGAUGCCUUAUGGAGUUAUGCAUCCAGUUAUGUAUCACUAUGCUUGGCAAGCAACUCAUCCAGAACAACCUGUUUGAGGUUGGCAUGCCCAAGCUGAAAAAAUUGUGGCGUAAAAAGAAGUCGGACUUAGACUUAAAGAGAGAAAAGGAACUGGCCAAAACAAUGCAACAGCACGAGAAAGAUCUCUUCCUGGGACCAUUUGUUGGCCUCAACCCAGAGUACAUGGAAAUGAUCAUCCAGUUUGGGAUGGUGACUCUUUUUGUGGCCUCCUUUCCCCUGGCUCCUCUCUUCGCUCUUCUGAAUAACAUCAUUGAGAUCCGCCUAGACGCCAAAAAGUUUGUUAUGGAGCUCAGAAGGCCUAACGCUGUCAAAGCCAGAGAUAUUGGUAUCUGGUACAACCUAUUAAGAGGUCUAAGCAAGGUGGCAGUCAUACUGAAUGCCUUUGUCAUUGCCUUCACAUCUGACUUCAUCCCACGGCUUGUCUACAAGUACAUGUACAGUCCUGAUGGCACCAUGCACGGCUUUGUCAAUCACACUCUGUCAUACUUUAAUGUGAGUGACUUUCAGCCAGGUACAGACCCUGUCCAGCCAAUGAUUCUAGGACAUUCAGUAAUAACAUGCAGGUAUAAAGACUACAGAGACCCUCCUUGGUCCAGCACACCAUAUGAUCUCUCCAAGGAGUUCUGGACCAUUCUUGCUGUCCGCCUGACUUUUGUUGUCGUCUUUCAGAAUGUGGUGAUAGUCAUGAGUGACUUUAUUGAUUGGUUGAUCGCAGACAUACCAAAGGACAUCAGCCUACAGAUCCACAAGGAAAAGGUGUUGAUGGUGGAGCUGUUCAUGAAGGAAGAGCAAGGAAGGAAGCUUGCCCUGCGAAACAGUCAAAAACGGAACAGUUGUGCAUCGCCCAACAAGAGCCUACAAUGUGCACGUAGUAAAACAUAAAUUACUCCACUGUAAGCAGUACAUUUUUAUUGAAAAAUAAGCACACUUUAACGAAUUAGAAUUAAAAUGAUACAUUUAAAGGUUACAUUAUGAGUACUUUCAACAGUAGCUAGAAUAGUUAUACCUUAAUAAAGACAGUUUUGGGGAUUAUUUGUUGUAAAGACCUGUAACUUUAAUAUGUUCACAUUAGUCGUCAGCAUUUUAGAGUUAGUAUUUUUUUUUUCAAUGUACACUUUUACUUCCUGAACCCAAACAUAAACUAAAAUGAGGUAAAAUGAUGAGGGAUAUACCACAGACCUCAUGAAACACAUUUCUGGCAAUGGUGGGGGGCAUACUUGCCAACCCUCCCAGAUUUUCCAGGAGACUCCCGAAAUUCAGCGCCUCUCCCGAAAACCUCCCGGGACAAAUUAUCUCCCGAAAAUCUCCCGAAAUUCAGGCGGACUCAGGUCCAUGAGUCCGCUUUCCCACAAUAUAAGCGGUGUGCCUGCCCAAUGACGUUAUAACUGUAGAAUGAUCGAGGGCGAGUUCUUGGUUCCUUAUGUGGGUUUAUUGUUAGGCAGUUUCAUUAUCGUCCUCCCAGCGCGGUAACAACACACAACAGCAGUCACGUUUUGGUCUACCGUAAAGCAGUUCGUCUGCCGUAAACAGCAAUGUUGUGACAAUCUUAAACAGGACAAUACUGCCAUCUAGUGCAUUUGAUGAAAGCACUUUUGUGCGUGCCACACAGCAAUGCAUCAUCAGAGAGGGUGUUCAGCAUGGUUAGGAUGGACAAUUCAACCCUUAACUCAACAAGUAUAUGUGUAAAUAAAUGAACACUG